Toxorhynchites rutilus septentrionalis is the source of this 5958-nucleotide messenger RNA. RefSeq lists its product as uncharacterized. The coding region runs from base 415 to 5535 and encodes 1706 amino acids. The transcript is spliced from 4 exons. Gene Ontology annotation, molecular function: metal ion binding. The record is from RefSeq and is a predicted model, not a curated record. Lineage: Eukaryota; Metazoa; Arthropoda; Insecta; Diptera; Culicidae. Gene Ontology annotation, cellular component: COPII-coated ER to Golgi transport vesicle.
UCUCUUUCUGUGGUAUGAUCCCUUCAUGCAUUGAAAUUACUGCGAUUUGAUUGCAAUUUUGGCAAUUUUUCGUCAGUUUUCCGGUAUUGUUUGUUCGUUGUAACAUUUUCCUUGGGUCUCCGGUUCGGACUGUACCGGUGAAAACUACCCCGCGAUAUUGUGUGCUCUUGCGAUUGCGUAUCGAUUGUUACAUUAAGCAGAUUCAUUGUUUCCGUCUAGUUGGCUUAUUUUUGUUUACAUUGUCAGAAGUAGUGAAGCGUAUACUGUUUUUUUUUGUUCGCAAGUAAAUUGUGUUUGGUGAGGAGUGCUCCUGUAAAUCCGUGGUAGUGCCGCAUUAGCCGGAAUAUUACUGAAAAGAUAGACGGUGUGAAGAGGUGAGACAACAGCAGAAAAUUCGAAAUCGUGUCGCUAGCAAUGAUGUCUGCGAGUAACAUCAGUGUGGGGGCGGGAACAGGCGGAAGUAAAAGUGACACGUCGUCACGGGCUGCCCCUCUAAAGAAUCCUCUGCUGAGCACGCAAGUGACGGGUCUGACGCUGGACGAUUUCACCCACAACGCAUUGCUGCUUCCGGCGGCACCACCGCAGAUGCUCGAGGUCAGCCGGGAAUUUGGAACAACAGACGCCGAGAAACCUAUCGUGUUUAGUCCGGGUGCGGCACCCGGGCUCCUCCAAGACUUGGACAACUUCAGCGAGAUUGAUCUCCAUUCUUCAUCGGAACCAUUGAGCUCAGUGCCAACCUCUACCGUCGAGUACAAUCCGUUACAAGAACUCGAGGAAGCAGAAGUGAAGGGCACCGAGCCAAGUUCGUAUCUGCAGCAGACUUCUGCGAUCACAGCUCAAUUCGCAGCACAGCUGCCCAACGUAGCCUCAACUGUAUUCUCCACUUUUAGCCGUGUCAUCAAAGGUACCUCUCCGCAGCCGACCUUUGAUCAGCCGCCGGUAAUUUCACUGAUAGAUCCAGCAUCGGCUUCACAAACAGUUUACGAUUAUUCCGAGCCACCCGCUGCUCAAAUACCAAGCUUUGCUGUGACCCAACAAGAACAAGGACCACCACCGCCACCGCCAACUUUCUUCAACCCGGUAGAAAUCAGCAAUUCGGGCGUAACACAGCCACCUCCGGUGGCACCGGCUGCUUCCAACAGCUACCGAUUAGGGGGGAGUAAGAAGAAAACCUAUGCUCAUAUCCCCGGCUUGAGCGCGGCUGGACCUUCACCAACAGUUGAAGCUCCCGUACAAAAUCCGUGUGUGGCUCAGCUUCCAUCAGCGCCCGAAUCCCCGGUCACAUAUCAUCCAAACCUUCAACAAAUACAACCGCCAAAAUCGAGCUUCUCGUUCUUAGAGAAGCUGCCCAAUUUGUUGGAGAAACUCCCCGUACCGGCGGCAUUUACGUCGGCCCAACAACAGCAACCAGACGUUGUUCCAACUCCAACAGAUUAUUUUAGCAGCCAGGCAGCUCCGCCUAGCGCGCCAGGGUUUGGCGAACAGCCGCCUCCGUCAAUCGUUCAACCAGUGGUACCAGAAGCACCGGUUGCUCCGUUUCAACAACCAGCCAACCAGCAACACCCAGCCAAUUUACCACCUCCACCAACGUUCUUCACCCCUGCUCAAAUCCCAACCAUUCCGAACCAUCCUCAGACCCAACCGUCGAAGAACCCAUACAGCUCAAGUCGGCUCAAUAGAGGCUCAGUUGGCCUCUAUAAGAACCCUCUUACCUCACCAGCUCCCAUAGCAGCUCCGGUAUUUCUUCAAGAACCACCCAAAGUCGCCACAAACUUUCCACAGCCUGUCGCUCACAUCGAGCCCACUUCCCAACCUCCGGUCCAAUUCUUUAACCCCACAAUAUCAACCCACCAAGUUAAACCACCUAAAACUCAUUCUCCUACAUCUCGGCACAUUAGCGAAUCGCCCUCGGCAGGAACCGAUCAGGUCGGAACUGUCAUCUCCCGACCGCAAUCGUCACUAAGCGAAUCCUUGGGCCGCAGUUCCAACCCAUUCACCCCCUUCCAACAGGACACCCAAUCCGAGACAAAAACGGUUAUAGACAGCCGUUCUAAGUCGAGUGAAAACGUACUUUCACCGCCUCCCCGUCCGAAUUCGAAUCUAAGCGAACCGGCUAUCUACAGCGAGAUAACACCUUUAAGCGAUCCGGGAAAGAGUAUUGAAGCAAGCGUCGCGUCCACUCUCGCAUCGAACAACUAUCCUUCGUUCAAUACAUUGAACAGCACCCAGCAAGUAGUACAACCUUCGGUGGGCAGUCCCAUUCCGGCUCCAACGGCGGAUCCGUUGCCACCAACAGCCUCGAGUUUCUUCAACUCAUCUGCAGCUCCACAGCAGCAGCCAGGGAGUUUACCCCCACCCCCAGUUACUGGUGGAAUCAGUGGAUGCAAACCGUAUAAUCUUCAAAAAACUCGACGAAGUGCUUAUACCGUUCCACCAAGUCUUGAUCAACCAACUGCAGCACCGUGUAAUUUAGCAUUCAACACACACCCGGAAUUGGUGCAACCUCAGCAAUACUUCAGUAGCCCUUUUGCCCAAACGCAACCCUUCUAUCAGCCACUUGUUCAAACCAUUGUGCCAACCGCUCCAGCGGUAUUCUUUAAUCCUCCAGCUGUUCCACAGCAAUCUGUCCAUCCACCGCUAUCAUCUACUACACCUAUUCCAUUCUUCAACCUAGCACCGAACCAACCACAACAAACCAUCGUUGCUUCGUUCUUCAAUUCUCCAGCACAGGAUCGCAACGCUAAUCCGGUCCCACAAUCAGUCCAACCGCCACUAUCAUUCGCCUCUGUUCCGCCAAAAUCGUUAACACCAAUUUCCAACCCCCAACCUCGGCCGGAUAUCAACAGUAACCCAGCUAAUCCCCUACCCAACAAGCAACAAGCUCGCCCAUCGUCAGCGGUAUCGAAUUAUUUCUUCACGGAACCUACGCGCCAGGAGGCACCCGCAGAUGUUCUGAACGCCAACUUCGCCAAUCUCCCGAAUCCGAUAGAUUUUUUUAACACUACGUUACCGACCGUUCAACAUCCCACAGCCAAAACGGGGCAAUCUCAGUCACAGGUUCAGUUGUUCAACCUCUUCAGCGCACCGGCACCCGGAGAGGUCGAAGUGGUGGACGCGCCCGAACAGACAGAACUCUCCCAAGCGGAUCAACAGCUGCCAUCACAGUCAUCCGAGCCGCAGCAUCCAGCGAGUUCUGGGUUUGAUCAGGAAGAGGGUACAAGCGAGGAAGCUUCCGCCAAAGAAGAAAACGAAGAACUACAAACGAAUCAACUGAACGAAGAAUCGCCGAUCGGUGGGAAUCAGACCAACGUGGUGAACGACAACCAACUGGACGAUCAGUACGACGAUCCGGUGGAGCAAGAGCGCAUCGGGAACGCCCCGGAACCUAUUUUUAGCAGCGAUAAUUUGUUCGAGUUCAAAAAGUCUCCCUUCGAGGACGAUACCUUCUCCAAGGACGUUCUGGUUGACGCCAAUAGCAGCAGCAUGGCAGCGAUGACGGCAACGGCUGCGGCCGCUACUGGGGGUGCUGCUUCGGCUGCGGUGGAGAGUUCGAUGGCCUCGAUCAACGAGACCACAAACAUUGCCUAUCGACCUGUCUACCGACACUGGUUCUAUAGACGUGGAGCCGAAAGCAAAAUAACCUGGUGUCCUUUUUCGAUGAAUGAUUCUCUCGCGCUAGAAGAUGCCCUGGCACUCGUGCAGGAUGACGACAAUACUCCGACGAUCAUCGCCGUGGAUGGGGGUCGACACGAUGUGUCGAUCAAAGAUCGCAAAAUGUCAGCGGUCUAUUGGCGACAUGAACCCCAAGAAGUGCGCAGGUGUUCCUGGUUCUACAAGAAUCUGGACUCCAAAUUCAUCCCGUACGAGGAAGAAGUAGCUGAACUGUUGGAAAGGGAAUACAAGGAAGCAGCCACUUCUGGUGAGUGGCAACGCCGGGUGACGAUUCCCAAUGGGGAAACCGUAGUUUUCCACGGACCAUCCGUGAUCGUUCACUUCCUUCGGACACAAAACCCGGAUGCGUGGGCCAGCUCGUCACCGGUUGCAUCAACCACUAAUCGACCACGGGUGGUCAAGCGGGGUGUUGACGAGUUCAAUAUUGACGAUGGCGAACCGGAUCGCGUCGAUCACCUGCUCUUCAUGGUGCACGGUAUCGGCGAAGCGUGCGAUCUCAAGUUCCGCAGCGUGGAGGAAGUGGUGGACGAAUUCCGUAGCAUUUCGGCUCAGCUAGUGCAGAGCCACUAUCGCUCCUCGGUCGAUCGUGGUGAUGUUGGUCGGGUAGAAGUUUUGCCAAUUUCCUGGCACAAUGAUCUCCACUCGGAGGAGUCCGGAAUCGACAAAAAGCUGAAGGCGAUCACGCUAGAAUCGAUACCGAAGCUCAGGAACUUCACCAACGACACCGUGCUCGAUGUACUUUUUUACACGAGUCCUAUGUUUUGUCAGAACAUUAUCGAUGCCGUUGGGAAUUCGCUGAAUCGGUUGUAUUUACUGUUUUGCGAGCGGAAUCCUUCGUUCAAAGGCGGAGUUUCACUGGCGGGUCACUCGCUCGGUUCGUUGAUUCUGUUCGAUUUGCUGUGCCACCAGAAACCACAACCGAUGGAGACGGAGAAUUCGGAAAAUCCCGAUGCCGACCGUAUGUCUGUGUUGCGAAGCAUCCACCCGAAGCAUAGACCUCUGUCCCGGAAAUGCUCGCAGCAAAUCAAUUACGAAGUCGGCCCUGCCGGUACCGGUCAACCGUACAUCACCUAUCCGCAGCUUGCUUUCCAGCCAAAGAAAUUCUUUGCCCUUGGCUCACCAAUUGGAAUGUUCGUAACAGUUCGAGGCAUCGAUGCCCUUGGCUUGGACUUCAAGCUACCCACCUGUGAUGGAUUCUUCAAUAUCUUCCACCCAUACGAUCCGGUAGCCUACCGAGUGGAAGCUCUCGUCAAUCAGGAACUCCGCAACGUACGCCCUGUGCUCAUACCCCACCACAAGGGCCGCAAACGAAUGCAUCUGGAGCUGAAGGAAACCAUGGUCCGCGUGGGAACCGAUCUGAAGCAAAAAGUGUUGGACACAUUCCGGAACACACUGGACGCCGUUUAUGCGAUGACUUCACUGAACAGACCUGAUACGAAGGCCAUCGAAAGCGAGGUGGAUAAAGUGAUCAAGGAUCAGCUCAAGUUUGAAACGUCUUCUUCGGCGACGACUGUUUCCUCGGGAGAUUUGGACACCGGUGACACGGACUUGCCGAUGGGUCAGCUGAACCAAUCGAGACGAAUCGAUUACGUGCUGCAGGAGGCACCACUGGAAUUUUUCAACGAGUAUCUGUUCGCGUUGACAAGCCAUGUUUGCUAUUGGGAAUCGGAAGAUACGAUGCUCUUCCUGAUGAAAGAAAUCUACACCAGUAUGGGAGUGCAAAGUGACAGUAAAAUUCCGCAGCAAUCGAUGACGAUUGAGAGACCAAUCGCUAGCCCAACGCCCUCUUGCAAUUCGCACUCAAAUUAUAACCUCUUUCCCCAGCAUCAUCAGCAGCAGCAGCCAGACGAAGGCAACCGAUAAUGGGCUACUAUUGCGCUUCUAGUAAGAUGUACCUUUUUUAUUGACCAACCGCCUUUAUUGUUAGGUUAAGUGUUUUGUUUAUUGCAUAAUUUGUGGUAGCUAUUGGGAGUGAAGAAGGAUGUUUGUUUUCGAAAAUGAGAAUGACGAUGUUUCUGUUUUUGAAUUGUGACCAAGUGACCUGGUGGAGCAUAUUUCCGCCGUGCGUUUUACAUAUUAUUCUUUAUUUGCGACGAUUCCGCGGCGAACCCAUCGACGAAAAGUUUUACGAAAUAAUGUUAUUUUGAAGCACUUUCAAUUUACUUAACGAAAUACGGAUAAAGAGGAAAAUAUUUUAUCGAUGUUGCGAACACUAGAAUUUGUGCGAAAAGAUAUAAACGAGAUGAAGAUUUCCUUUAUUCAAAUAAAAUUACAUACAUUCGUGAA